AAUCCAAGAUCACAGCCUCACGCAAGCUCAUGUUGAAGAGUUUGAUGCUGGCAAAAGCCAAGGAGGAGUGGGACCAGGAGAUUGUGGACAAGCAGUCAGAGAAGGAGAGAUACCUGUCUGAGAGGAUCACACCGCUGCACACCAGUGGGCUCUCUCUCAGCCAGCUCCAGGAUCUGUGCAGGGAGCUGCAUGAGAAGGUCGAGAUUGUGGAUGAAGAGCGAUAUGACAUCGAAGCCAAAUGCAACCAUAACACCAGGGAGAUUAAAGAUCUGAAAAUCAAAGUUCUUGAUCUGAGAGGGAAGUUCAAGCGACCUCCCCUGCGGCGCGUCCGCGUCUCUGCCGACGCCAUGCUCAGGGCUCUGCUGGGCUCCAAGCACAAGGUGUCCAUGGACCUCAGAGCCAACCUCAAGUCUGUCAAGAAGGAGGACACAGAGAAGGAACGGCCCGUGGAGGUGGGCGACUGGCGCAAGAAUGUGGAGGCUAUGUCGGGCAUGGAGGGCAGGAAGAAGAUGUUCGAUGCUGCCAAGUCCCCCACGGGGCAGUGAGAGGAGCAUCAGGAAGAAGAGCCUCCCACCCCUGCUGCCUCCUCCCUUCCCUCACUGCCCCUCUGUGCCCUGUACACCCUUACCCUGAACUCAUCACUGAGCUGAAGCACAUGAACAACUGCGUGGGAAGGAGACCUGAGCUUCUUUCUUUCAGCACUGCCCUCAGCCCUGCUCCUGCUCAGCC
Molecule: messenger RNA, 729 nt
Organism: Acanthisitta chloris (rifleman)
Lineage: Eukaryota; Metazoa; Chordata; Aves; Passeriformes; Acanthisittidae
Gene: TNNI1
Product: troponin I type 1 (skeletal, slow)
Exons: 6
Coding region: 30-545 (171 amino acids)
Biological process (GO): muscle contraction
Cellular component (GO): troponin complex
Source: RefSeq, a predicted model, not a curated record